AUGUCAUUUUCAUCUCCCAAUGAAGACGAUUAUUCUGACCUUGAGAGACGCCUCAAUGAAUUAAAGAAAUCUAAUAAUAUUAAAACCGAAGAAGAAUUAACAGAAAGGUUUACAAGCCUUUUUGGGAGAUCAACAAGCUUUGAAGCAAAAGAGGUGGUAAAAGAUAGAACCUAUGAAUUACCCGCCGAAAAUGUAUUGAAUGACGAUGAGAUUGAACAAUUGUUAUUAUCCGAAGAAAAUUUAUUGGAUGAUGAAUCAUUAUUUUCUGUUACACAUCAAAAGAAGCUAGACAGCAUUGUUUCGAAAUUCUUGGGUGAUGAUGAAAGUAAUCGUGGCGAUGACGUUGUAGCUUCAGAUCUUAUACGUCAAAUACAAGAUGACGUUUAUCUAGAGAAUAAGUAUGGCAAUAAAGAAGGAAAAGUAAUAGACUAUGAUGAAUUGGAAGAAAGAUAUAGAUUGUUAAAAGGAGAUAGUGUGAAAUCAUCAUCAAUUAGUAGUGAGAAGAGUGGUGUUAGCCCACUAGGACCUCCACCUAAACCUUUAGAAUUAUCUGAAUUUGAGAAUGAUGAUCCGGAUACUUGGUGUUGUAUUUGUAAUGAAGAUGCAGUAGUUAGAUGUCGAGAUUGUGAUGAUUUAUAUUGUCAAGAGUGUUUUCAAAAUGGCAAGUUAAUAUUACUUAGUUUUAAACCAACGAUUUUACCAUUUUUUAGACUGACUCAAUUAAUUUUAAUAGGACAUUUUGGUAAAGAUUCGGAUAGCGAACUAAAACAACAUAAAUACGAAAAGACAUGA
Messenger RNA from Cetraspora pellucida, 792 nucleotides. Lineage: Eukaryota; Fungi; Glomeromycota; Glomeromycetes; Diversisporales; Gigasporaceae. The record is from the annotation of a GenBank genome assembly.